ACACGUGGCUCAUUCAAAAAAGCCGGAAUAGCUGAGGAUUUUUUUUCUCUCCCCCCUUCUUCUUCUUCUUAUUCUAGGUUCUAGACUUAGAGGCGGGCUCCAGCCUUACCGUGUGUGACAUUCUCUGUCUCUUUGCCAAGGGGUUUGGAGGAAGACACAAAGUAGUUUCUCCUCCUUUUCACCCAGCCCGCCAUCGUUCGGAGACACGAGAUUAAUAAUUGAGCAUUUAUUUAUUGCGCGAUAGAGACAGAGGGGCGAGGGAGCGCAAACGCACCGUGAGGCUGCCAGUUUAAAUCUAUCUGUGGCUUGAACGACCGGGAAGCACGCUACAGCCACUCCGUAGUAGUAAAGGCGAUUUAGGCUACUCCAAACACUGCACAUCCGCGAGAGCAAAUAACUAUCUCUCCCUCAGCGUAAAGAUUGUCCCUUUCGGCGCAGAACAUGAAUAAGCUAUACAUUGGCAACGUAAGCGCAGAGGCGAGCGAGGAGGACUUCGAAACUAUCUUUGAGCAGUGGAAGAUUCCGCACAGUGGUCCAUUUCUUGUCAAAACUGGCUAUGCGUUUGUGGAUUGCCCGGACGAGAAGGCAGCAAUGAAGGCCAUCGAUGUUCUUUCAGGUAAAGUUGAACUUCACGGAAAAGUUCUCGAAGUGGAGCACUCGGUCCCUAAACGUCAAAGGAGCUGUAAGCUGCAGAUCAGGAACAUCCCGCCUCACAUGCAGUGGGAGGUUUUGGAUGGUAUGCUUGCUCAGUAUGGUGCAGUACAGAGCUGUGAACAAGUAAACACUGAUACAGAGACUGCAGUUGUCAAUGUUCGGUAUGCUACCAAGGACCAGGCGAGGCUGGCAAUGGAGAAGCUGAAUGGAUCUAUGAUGGAGAACUAUACCUUGAAAGUGUCCUACAUCCCUGAUGAGACGGCGGCACCAGAGGGUCCUCCAGCAGGGGGCCGGAGAGGCUUUAAUGCCCGCGGACCCCCUCGGUCUGGCUCUCCGGGUUUGGGCGCCCGGCCUAAAGUGCAGUCAGACAUCCCGCUACGCAUGCUGGUUCCCACACAGUUUGUAGGGGCGAUCAUUGGCAAGGAGGGCGCGACUAUCCGCAACAUCACCAAACAGACCCACUCAAAGAUUGACAUCCACAGAAAAGAGAAUGCAGGUGCUGCAGAGAAACCCAUCACUAUUCACUCAACCCCUGAAGGCUGUUCGAACGCUUGCAAAACCAUCAUGGACAUCAUGCAGAAGGAAGCCCUUGACACAAAGUUUACUGAGGAGAUCCCACUAAAGAUCCUUGCACACAACAGCUUUGUGGGAAGAUUAAUAGGUAAAGAAGGACGCAACCUGAAGAAAAUUGAGCAGGAAACUGGGACCAAGAUCACAAUCUCACCUCUUCAGGACCUAACCCUGUACAACCCAGAACGGACCAUCACAGUAAAGGGCUCCAUUGAGGCAUGUGCAAAAGCUGAGGAGGAAGUGAUGAAGAAGAUCAGAGAAUCCUAUGAGAGUGACAUGGCUGCUAUGAACCUCCAAUCCAACUUGAUUCCAGGCUUGAAUCUGAAUGCUUUAGGUUUGUUCCCCACUACAGCAACAGGCAUGGGUCCCUCCAUGUCCAAUAUCACACCUCCCGGAGCCCAUAGUGGAUGCUCAUCAUUUGGACAGGGACACCCAGAAUCGGAGACUGUUCACCUGUUCAUUCCUGCACUUGCAGUGGGCGCCAUCAUUGGAAAACAGGGUCAACACAUCAAACAACUGUCACACUUUGCCGGAGCCUCAAUCAAGAUCGCCCCUGCAGAAGGAAUGGAUGCGAAGCAGAGGAUGGUCAUCAUUGUCGGACCACCAGAGGCUCAGUUUAAGGCUCAGUGUCGAAUCUUUGGCAAGUUAAAAGAAGAGAAUUUCUUUGGACCUAAGGAAGAGGUGAAGCUGGAGGCGCAUAUCAAGGUUCCCGCCUUUGCUGCUGGACGAGUUAUUGGGAAGGGCGGGAAAACGGUAAACGAACUGCAGAACUUGACCUGUGCAGAAGUGGUGGUGCCCCGGGACCAGACGCCUGACGAGAACGACCAGGUUAUAGUCAAGAUCAGCGGACACUUCUUUGCAUGCCAGCUGGCCCAGAGGAAGAUUCAGGAGAUCCUAGCCCAGGUGAGGAGGCAGCAGCAGCAGCAACAGCAGCAGCAGCUUAAGCCUACAUCUGGACCCCAACCUCCAAUGCCACGCAGGAAAUAAACAUCCAGCGGACCUGGAGGAACGGUGACCGAAUCUUGCAAGAAGACUCGACAGAAGGACAGAUGCAGCAGAGUCCAGGAGGGGGAGAAGACGAUGACGGCAGUGGGUCCUAAUGCUCAUCUCAGGGGUUAAAGGUUGUUGGAGCCCAACCAAACAUCCUCCCCUCCUUGUCUUACUUGGGACUGCGUAGCUGAUUUAAGAAAAAAAAGAAAGAGACCCUGCGCCUCUAAAAGUUCCACCCACUCCGCCUCUCUGCAUCUCUGCGAGAAUGUACUCCUGAGGGCUCCCACCGUCGUCACCUGCCCUCACAAGUGCGCACCCCUCAACCGCUCUACUCAUCCCCCAAAGGAUGUGUUUAAACUUGUAUUUUUUUGUUUUCUUUUUACACUAGAAACACAAAGAAAUAAGGCCCCCCGCCCCCCUCCUAUCACCGCCUUGGUGUUGUACUUUAAACAUGACAAGAUGUUUUGGUUGACUUCAGAUUUAGCGAACACCUGGUCUAUAUAUAUAUUUUUUUUUUCUUGAUGUUUAAUUGGUUGGUGAAGCUUUCUUAUGAGUUUUCUCUGGAAUGGAAAAAGGCAUUGCUAUCAAGGUCCUGUUUGGACCACCUGAAAGAUUAAUUUGGGGAGGGGGCGUGGGGAGGGGGGUUGGCUCAGAUUGUGUGGGCCAUGUUUAAGGGGGGGUUGUUUUAGGACAGGACCCCUGAAAGGGUGAAUUAUAUGGGGCGUCCUGCCCUUGUGAUAAGUGGCAUUUUAUAAAUUGGGAUGCAUUUUACAGAUAGACCUAUAAACAAAAAAGAAUUAUAUUAAAAAUAUAUAUAUAUUUAGAGUUGAGGGCAGCGCCACGACUGACACAGGGAAAUGGUGCCGAACUGCUGCUGCCCAGGAAAACCAAUUAAAUAUGCAUUUUUACUUAACUACCUCAGGAUCUAGUACCUCAGAAGAGAAAAGAUAUUAUAUAUAUGAAAAAAAUUGUUCCUUUCUUUUUUUAUUUUGCUUUGUGGUGUUUUGUAUACUUUAUAAAGCUGAUAGUCUUUGAACAUUUUUAUUUUUUUAAGAAAAUUUAAAAUUUUGGUCAGCUGCCAACUGACCUUGCCUUCAACUCUGGUGCUUUAGGUGGCAUUGUACAUGUGUAUGUGUGACUUAAGAUGACCCUGUACAUAAAGUCUGUUUGUACAUAGCAGCCCCGGAGCAAGAGUUGGCGCCCCCUCAGCUGGCGGCUGACAGAAGUAUAGAGAAAAUCGCCUCAGUUUUUCCCCUGAGGGUCCACCAUCUUCAGAAAGAAGUGCAAAACAACUACGACAUGCAAAUAAUGCCAACCGUACAUGACUGCAGCAAUGCAACUUUUCUUUUUAAAUUUUUUUUUUGGGGGGGGGGGAUUACCAUAGUUAAUGAUAAUGGUACUUUAAUUUGUCAAAAAUUUCCUUUCACCUUCCUAUUUGAGGGCUGUGGUCAGGGUGCUGCAGAGAAUACUGUAAUGGGGUCCUUCCUGUAGCUGCCCUCAAGUCAGCAGAGCAUGUGUUUGUGGUCUGUUCUGUUCCCAGGCCUCCUGCCACCUUUGUUGGCGAGUGUCUUAGCGAGGUCCAAGCCCCCACUAGGUUUAAUUUCAUAUAGAGCGAGCUUUGUCAUUUCAGACUGGCCCUUGUAGCAAGGCCAUCAAGUCGAUGUCGUUAACUGCCUGGUGAGGGUAGGGGGAAUCACACUGAUAGAUGCAAACGUAACUUAAGUUUCAAGGAAAAUGAUUUAAACAAAAGGAUGUUCUCUGUAACCCGCAAAUGUACUUGAUGUUUCAUUUAGUUAUGCUUACAGGGAAUAACGAGCCAGGAUAGGCGCACACACCAUACUGGGUGAACCCUGACUGGCGUUUAUUUUAGGAAAAAAAGGAAAGGAAUCCAAAAACGUAAAGAUACAGUUUUUUUUUGUGUUUUUUUCAUGCCGAAUGUAAAUAUGUUGAUUGUGGUAAAAGUGCUUGAGUGUAUCCAUGCUUCCACAGUAGAACGCCGUCUACCUCAGCUGAGGGGGCGGGGGGUUGUUGUGGCACUAGGCACCCAGCCCUGCCCCCACUGAGCGCCAGCGCGCACUGAUACCUCAGUCCCCCAAACACUUUCUAUUUGGGCGCGCCUUCCUAACACCGUGCUUAACUGAGGGGCACAAGUGAUACUUUAAAAAAAAAAAAGUCCCUAACAUCUCCCUGCCAACCCACCCUUCCCACAACUUCCCCCUUCCUCCAGUUUAUUUUUGAUCUACCUCUUUAGAAAUGUAUUUGAAGUAGAGGCAUUCUUCUAUUUGUUAGAAUUUAACCCUUCUCCACACCUUUACGCUCCCCUCCCCCAGAUAAGAUUAAAAACUAAGAUCAUGAACUCUUUAGAAUUGAGAAGAAUCAAGUGAUCCAUUUUUUUCCCAGUGUUUAUAAAUAUAUACAUGUCUUGACUUUAAUUGAAAUCCUCGAAACAAUAGUUAUUUCCUUCUGCUCUCUAUUUUUGGUGGUGUGGCUUCCAUGUGAACUUUUGCUUGAAUUUUUCUUUUUGCAUUCAGUAGCUAAAACCAGACAAUUCAAUUGUUUGUUUUUUUUUUUGUUUUUUUGAUAAAGGGCCUGCCUAUUGUUUCUGAUUUGUAAGACUUCAAAAUAGAUAAAAGUCCUGUAUUUUUUUUUUUUUU
This is a messenger RNA of Pundamilia nyererei, 4868 nucleotides long. It is a transcript of the gene igf2bp3, whose product is annotated as insulin-like growth factor 2 mRNA binding protein 3. The transcript is spliced from 15 exons. Gene Ontology annotation, molecular function: RNA binding. Bases 442 to 2211 code for a protein of 589 amino acids. Lineage: Eukaryota; Metazoa; Chordata; Actinopteri; Cichliformes; Cichlidae. The record is from RefSeq and is a predicted model, not a curated record.